Molecule: messenger RNA, 2346 nt
Organism: Myxocyprinus asiaticus (Chinese sucker)
Lineage: Eukaryota; Metazoa; Chordata; Actinopteri; Cypriniformes; Catostomidae
Product: LHFPL tetraspan subfamily member 7 protein-like
Exons: 3
Coding region: 317-997 (226 amino acids)
Cellular component (GO): membrane
Source: RefSeq, a predicted model, not a curated record
GGAUUCAGAUCUUACUGCACAGUGAGCACCUGCUGGCGGCAGUUUAGCUCUCACAGAGUGUGGGGUGUGACGGUGCUUUUGUUGUGCUUCAUAUGCUUCCAGAUAAAUAAACUGGAAUAUCUUCUCUAUGGAACUGGAUCGUGCUGGAAUUACAUUCAAGUAAAAAGUUACGAUUGCAGUUGCGCACUAGUUGACGGGUGCAUCUCUCACCGUGUGCGGAUCCGGUACCCAUGUGUGAUCAUUUGUGCUUAUCCAACGUAACAUUUCCAAAAUGCACGUUGCAUUCACUUUUACACAGUGAGUGAGCGCACUCCAGAUGCUUGCACUGUUUGAUCGCAAUUGGAAAGUGCUGGGAAUCGAUCUGUCUCCGCCGGUCUCGUUGCCCCACUCUGCCCUAAGGAUGUUCAGCUGUGUCGGGUGUUUUUGGGUGCUUCUCUCCUCCGCCCUGGUCGCUGUUUGCAGUUUCAGUUUUAUCUCCCCCGCGUGGAUUGUUAAGGAGCAUCUGAAAAACAAGGACUCGGUGAGUUUCGGGCUCCUCUGGCACUGCUCCGAGUCUCUGGAUCACAUGUACAGAUGUUACACCUUCGGCGGACUGGGCAAAUUUCAAGAGAUUCCUUCAAGCUCUUGGCAGACGAGUGCAGUACUGUGUUCAGGUGGAUGUGCUCUGUUGGCAGUCAGCUCCCUGCUGGCCAUCAUCACCAUCUUCCUGCCCAGUGGAGCCUGUGAGAGGAGGAUCUGCACAUUGGCUGGAUACAUGCAGAUGGCUGCAGUGUUCAUUAUGGGAUCUGGCCUACUGGUCUACCCCUUUGGUCUCAACUCUAACCUGGUCAAGUCUUUCUGCGGGGACUCUGACAUUUACUACGCCGGGGAGUGUCAGAUAGGAUGGGGCUACAUGCUGGCUAUUGUAGGUGUCAUGCUCACGCUUUUUCUGCCCUUUUUCGCUAAGUACGCACCCAAAGAGCAGCUGUCACCGACCCCAUUGCCCACGCUUUUAUAGGGCACUAAAGACCACCAUCUACAAAUAUUCACCCUGCUCACCAAUUAUAACUAAGAAGUGACCAUUCUGGCAUUGGACAGGCAGACUGCAAAGUCUCAACAUGAUUUCCUAUGGUUAGUAAUGAUGUUGUGAUGAAGAUGAUGUCAUUUGGGAGCAGAACUGAAGAUCUAACCCCCCAAUGUCCUGUUUUUUGUGCUGUCAUCUUCCUUUAUUGGAUAACGUCCUUUCUUUCUUCAGUCAGGCUGCAAGGUGAAAAAUUAUUUUGAAAUGGAAUUCAUGGAUUUUGAUAUUUCUCUUUCUUUCUAAUUUAUUUACAAGGUCUGCUGUCUCUGUUUUCUUCAUUGACAACCUUUAAGAACUAACUACUAAAAACAACUGAGGAUAAUGGACCAUGUUGCAAAUAAGUAUUUUCAUUAUUUCAUUUGCAUUGGUUGCAAAACCAAAAAUAAGUGACAAUUGAGUAACAAUUUCCAAUAACAUUUUACUGUUGGCAUGCAAUUAACUCAGAAGACAAGUGGUAGACGCCUUUUAUAUGGACAACAAAUUACACGUCAGGAUCUCUGAAAAGAUAUACUAAUGGAUCCAACUACUGUAAAUGAACUUUCACUAAGUUUACAGAAGCACCUGCAAAACUGGAUUAAAACUAAAUAAAUCAUACUGAUCAGUCUGAAAGUUUUGCUUCAUACAGUUUUUAGCACCUGAUAUACUGCAGUACUUAGUCAACAAGGACCAAUACUGUGGCUUAAGUAAACUAAAAUCUUCUCCUUUUUCAGUUAAAGUCCAACUAAAAUCACAGGCUUUUUAAUUUUUUUUUUUUAUUUGUAAUGUUUUCUUCACUUUAUUUUUCAUGAAAACCCUGUGAGAGCCAUCAAGGAACUAAUUAUUGAAAUGGCUUCAAACUGCCAUAUUGCGUCAUGUUGACCCUAAUGAGGAGGAUUCAAACAUGAACACUAACACAAGCAUGGACUUCUUAUAAACUGUAUGCUUAAGUGACAACUAAACCACACCAAAACCGUGUGUUUUUCAAAUUGUUCGCCCAUUUUCUGAGUGAACAGGAAAUGUUGUGUGAAGCCUCCAUAUGGUUUCUUUACUGUUAUAACACCUACUAUAACUGAAUUAUUCUGGAUUAAGCUAAAUCAGGAGCAAGGCAAAGACAUGUACUUACAGAUGUUCUUAAAGUUGGGUUUAAGUCAACACUCAGACACUAUGUUCGGGAAAAUACCAACUUCUAACCAACUUGUGCCUUUUGACCAUUGCUAUUGCUAAGACUUAAAGGAACAGUUCACUCAAAAGUUAAUUAUUUCAUCAUUUAAUCACCUUCAUGCCAUCCCAGAUGUGUAUGACUUUCU